Messenger RNA from Sinocyclocheilus rhinocerous, 1762 nucleotides. RefSeq names its product mitotic spindle assembly checkpoint protein MAD1-like. The record is from RefSeq and is a predicted model, not a curated record. NCBI's taxonomy places the organism in Eukaryota, Metazoa, Chordata, Actinopteri, Cypriniformes, Cyprinidae. The transcript is spliced from 12 exons. The coding region runs from base 1 to 1410 and encodes 469 amino acids. Gene Ontology annotation, cellular component: nuclear envelope; kinetochore; mitotic spindle. Gene Ontology annotation, biological process: mitotic spindle assembly checkpoint signaling; attachment of mitotic spindle microtubules to kinetochore.
AUGAUCAGUGAGUUGAAAGAUGAGACACGAAGGCUCAAUCAACAGAUCCAGAUUCAGGAGUCCAAAUUCUCAACCCAGAACCUGGAGAUCCAGGCCCUGCAGGAACAACUGGAUGUGCAGCGCAAAAAGUUCCAGGAUGUCAGUCAGAGGUACCAAAAUCUGCAGUCAUCUCAUUCCACCAGCACAGAGAGUGAACUCAAGAUGAAGGCACAAAUAGACGCGGACGUGAGCGGAAUUCGGAAACCUGAGGAUUUGUCCAGGGAGGUCAUACAGAUUCAACAGCGAGAACUGAACCUGAAACAGCAGAACUACACACUCAAUAGCAGCAUUCGCUCUGUGGAGAAGGCCCGCACUGAGCUCAUACCCGAGAUCGCUCAACUGCGAGCCAAAGCUCAAGAAGAACAGAAGAAACGAGAGAACCAGGAUUCGCUUGUCCGUCGCCUGCAGAAGAGAGUCCUACUACUCACCAAGGAGCGCGAUGGAAUGAGGGCCAUAUUAGAGUCGUAUGACAGCGAGCUGGCCACAAGUGAAUACUCUCCUCAGCUCAUGCUCCGGGUCAAGGAGGCAGAGGACAUGCUGCAGAAAGUCCAGACACACAAUACAGAGAUGGAGACUCAACUGUCUAAAGCCCAGGAGGAGGCAGGCAGCUUCAAAUUACAAGCUCAGAUGGUGACGACUGAACUUGAGGCACUGAAAGAGCAGCAGGUGUCUAAUGCAGAGAAAAACACCUUAGCAACAGCAGAGGAAGUCAGCUCUCUCAGGCAGAAGAUCGAGGAAUUGGAGGCAGAACGUCAGCAGCUGGAAGAGCAAAACAACAUUCUGGAGAUGAGACUAGAGAGGCAUAACCUCCAGGGAGGCUAUGAUCCUGUCACGACAAAGGUGAUCCACCUGCAAAUGAACCCCACUAGCAUCGCAAAGCAGCAGUGCACUGAAGAGGUGGAACAGCUGAGGGUCGAGUGUCAACGCUUGAGGGACCGACUCCGGAAAAUUGAGGCGGGUGGUGGCAUGACGACAGACGACACUACUCUCAUCAUUCCACCUUCACAGGAAAUACUGGACUUGCGCAAGCAGAUGGAAAGUGCAGAACUGAAGAACCAGCGCUUGAAGGAAGUGUUCCAGAAGAAGAUUCAAGAGUUCCGUACUGCGUGUUACGUUCUCACCGGGUACCAGAUCGACAUCACCGUGGAGAACCAGUACCGGCUCACUUCUGUGUACGCCGAGCAUAUGGAGGAUUCAUUACUGUUCAAGUCUACUGGUCCAGUGGGCAGUGGCAGCAUGCAGCUGUUGGAGACAGAUUUUUCCCGCACUCUAACUGGACUGGUAGAUCUGCAUCUCUUCCAUCAGAAGAGCAUCCCAGUGUUCCUCGGCGCGGUCACCAUCGAGCUGUUCAGCCGCCAGACUGUCACCUGAUUUACCUGUCAUUGCUCGACCACACAGUAUUCAGGGAACUCUCUCUCACACACUCACACACACAGCAAGACACUGACAUCUACAGAACUCCUGGCUGUGACAAGCUGAUCAUUUUUAAUUUGCAUUUUUACAGAUUAAGCAUUUUAUAGUUGAAGGUCAUCAAAGCAUGACAAUCUAUAUGGCAGCAUUUGAGUAGUAUAGUGAUUACUGUGUAUUUUUCCUUUUACCUAUAAUUCUGUAAACCCACACUGUUUAAGAAACAGGUUAACACGUAUGCAAAAUAAACCUAAAGAUGUGCAGUCUUUUUUUUUUACAAACAUCUUUCAUGGCAGUUUAUUUGCCUGUAUUGAAG